Molecule: messenger RNA, 3541 nt
Organism: Orbicella faveolata
Lineage: Eukaryota; Metazoa; Cnidaria; Anthozoa; Scleractinia; Merulinidae
Product: histamine H2 receptor-like
Biological process (GO): G protein-coupled receptor signaling pathway, coupled to cyclic nucleotide second messenger; chemical synaptic transmission
Cellular component (GO): plasma membrane; dendrite
Molecular function (GO): neurotransmitter receptor activity; G protein-coupled serotonin receptor activity
Source: RefSeq, a predicted model, not a curated record
CGUGACAUCCCAAAAAACGGCUGCGAAGGAGACUACAGACUAGCUAGACUUAGCUAAUGUCUUCGAGGAAAAGUAAAAAAGUACAAGGUUAAAAAUACUACAUGGCUAAAUAAUUAUGCAUAUAUUAUAUAACCUAAUUAUUAUUUGUAGAAUAUGAUAACCUACAAAUUUGCGCAUAAAAUUAUAGUUGCGGAUAAGCCGCUUGGUCCGUCGGACGAAAACCGCCAAAAUGACCCAGACUCUGAAUUCCCGUGAAUCGUAUAAAUAAGAUUUUUAUUCGAUCUGAAAUAAACACAGCAAAUAAUACACUUAAACAAUAGCAACUAACCGAAAAUAAAGGGCCAUAAUACAUCGUAUCAACCAAGAAACGUGAACAGAUUUCACUGAGUAAACCACACGGUAUUACACAAUUGUUAAUCACAUGCGGUCGAUUACCGAAAUUACACUACCAGAAAUCAAAGGAAACAACUUAAAGUAACAAAGCCUUAGAAAACGGAAAAAACCAACUUAAACUGACUCACUUCGUGACAGGAUUCCAGAGUCCAAUUAAACUGUAAAAAACCUUUAAAAUGGGAAGCUGUUCAUUCCGACACGUGUAAAACUAACUGAAACGAUUCCUAGAUCGAGCUGCUCAAAUUGCAAUGUCAAUCAAUGUUAUCAUGUUUGAUAGAAAGUGUAAUAUUAAACUAUUAAAAUCAAUAAUAAAACGUCACGCGAAAUGUCACGCAAAACACUGUUCUUCAUUGAAACACCGCUCGAAGUCAUUUUACGAACUUACUGUUCUGUGGUUCUCAGGUAACGAGUUCCAGAGUUUCGAGACAACAUAACGAAAAGAAUUUAGACCAUAGGAAGCUGUAGACGGCUUGGGAAGAAAAAGAUUAAGUACUAUAUUUUGCAGAUGCCUAUUUUAUAAAGUUGUUAUUCCUGCUCUUUUGAGUAACUGUGUAUAGUCUAAACCUGCAUCCUUGAAAAUAAUUCUCAAGAUACGCUUAUUAAGUGUCUCUAGUUUAUCAGAAUCUCGAGUGUUACAGAAACGCCAGACAUUUGAACAGUGAUGAAAAGGCGGGAGUAUAAAUGCAUUGUAUAGGCGUAAUAAAGUGUCACUGGAAACAAGUUUACCAAACCUCGUCAUUGCACUGAACUGACUGUUUAUCUUAUUACAAAUCGUAGCAAGGUGCUCCCUGAAAUUCAUUUCAGCGUCGAUGAUCAUACCAAACAAUUCCAUGGAAUUCUUGACUGUAGAAGAGAAUUUGUAAUCAGUUGUUGCCAAGAUCAUAGCUUGAUGUCCUCUAGGCCUCACUAUCAAGCUGAAUUUUAAUAUAUCGAAAGUGGCCUAUUCCGCCGCUCUCUGGAGUCCAGUCCACCAUUUAUGUCCGUCCCCAAGAAGGAGGAGGAGCGCGGGCUCAAUCGCCGGGAGGCUUUGGGCCCACCUUCAACCUGGAAGAAACAAACUUGCUCUCAGUCCCAUGGAGUUCUCAGUCCGGCGCAGCAAGGACGGAAGUAAACAAUCAAUCAGUUCUAAGAAAUCAACGGCAAUUAAUCAAUGAACGUAAUGGAUGUUAUUAUGACGGUGUUAUCUCGAGUAGGUGAGAACAUCUGCUAGCUCUUUUUAUAUCCUUCCUAGAGAGAUGAACCACCCAACGAACGAAACUACUGAAACCGAAAGCUGUGAAUUCAACUUGGAUUUUCAAAUUCCUAUAUCUAUUCUGUUCGUGGUGACAAUUUUGCUUUCCGUCGCCGAGAAUAUUGUCGUUUCCGUCGCCAUUAGCGUCGAUAAAAAUCUCCGCAGGCCUUCCAAUGGCUACCUAUUGAGUUUGGCGCUGACUGAUAUAUGCAUCUCACUCGGGCUGAUACCACUGGAAAUGACAUACGUCUGGUCCUAUCCAGAAUGGCCUUUGGGUUCUGUGGGAACGAAUGUCUUGAAUUCGGUUUGGCUCUUCUCGAUAGCAGGCUCGUUUGUCACUUUGCUGGUGAUCACAGUAGAUCGCUACAGGGCAGUCAUGUCUCUCGUGCGCUACAGAGGAGUUGUAUCUUGGGGCAGAACCUUGGUGAUUACCACACUGGUUUGGCUGUACGUAGGGGUUGUGGUUAUACUGAUGGGAGUAUUUUCCUUUGAAUCAACAUCGGGUAAAACAUAUGAAUGGAACGUAAACUAUAAAUUUUACUACGCAUUUCUGGCGGUGCACAUAGCUCUCCCGUUGUUGAUAAUUUGUGCUUUGUACUACAAGAUCUACAAGAAAGCGGUGGAGAAUCGCCAACAACUUUUGUCACAUGGCCAGGCGCAUCAGGGAAGCAUCAAUACUUCAGAAACUGUGAGAGAAACUAGACUAGAAGUUAAAAUGGCAAAAACUGUUGGCUUUGUAUUCUUGUUUCUGGUCAUUGUAUCGAUACCAGUUUUGAUUCUGGAAAUCUUUUAUGCAAUAGGAAGUCAAUCCUGUAUUAUAGAGAAGAUGGGUGUUGUCAGUGUGUGGUUAACCUGUAGUAAUGGAAUGAUUAAUCCAGUGGUUUACUCUCUGAGGAACAAAGACUUUCGCCAUGCUAUAUUGCAACUCAUCCACUGCAAAAGACCAAGAGCUGGCAGUGCAGUACCGGUAGUCUCAUAAGGAAAACAUCGAGGAGUGUGCGGUAAUCAAAAGGCAGGGUAUUUAAUUCAUUUCUUGUGUCUGACAUUCACAAACCCAUUUUCAGUUGAGUUGGUUUAUCCCCCCCCCCAGCCCUCAUCCAUCCCCUUAGAAACCGGGGGGACUCCCAUAUAGAAAUAGGGGGAUGCUCGUCAAAAAGAACCCCUAAGAAGUAAUACCAAGAUCCUGUUGUGUGCAUAUGGCUAGAAUUUUGUUCACCCCUAAGAGGUACCAAUUCUAAAACAACACUUUAUCUCCAGUCACAUUUUUUUCGGCUCAAUAUCCUUAAAGGUACCACAAAAGCUCCCGCUGUGGGCUUUUUGAUGCUGAACACCCUAAGAGGUAUCAAAAUUGCUGUUUUAACCCCUAAAUGGUAUGACAAGCACCCCCGUCCUUUUUAUAUGGGAUUCCUCCUGUCCCCGGGCUUGGAAAUUCAAAUAUUUGCUGUUUGCAUAUGAGCCAAGCGGCCAUUAGACCAGCACUUAUUUAUCAUGAGCCUCUGGCUCGGGUGAUCGCACAAGCACUCCCUGUGUUUGACAUUAAAUUUGCUUUUUUUUGCGCUUACUUAUCUUUGAUUUAAGUAGCAUGAAGUGACGAGGAGUAUUUCUACUCUCUCCUGAAUGGGAUGUCAGUUCAUCACAGUUUUACCCACAGCAUUAUGUUGACAAGUAGCCAUUUAUACACCUGGAUGGAGGGAGGCACUGUGAAAGUAAAGUGUCUCCUCAAGAACACAACAGAACAUGUUGCCAGCCAGGGUUAAUUCAAACCCAGUCUGUUCAAUCCGGAGUGGAGUGCACUAACUGCAUGAGGCCACCACUCGCCUGCCAGAAAUAUUUACCUUCAUACUCUCCUUUAAAAAGCUAAUGGGCUUAAGGUGCAAUAUGCAGUCCAAGAACAUCCAUACUCCUCCCCCCCCCCCC